GAGUUUUUUUACUAGAUUUCUGAAACAUCUGAUGGAUAUGUCGGUUCAGAUUAUUACCAGAAUAAACUGUGUUUAAUUAAUUAUUUUCCAGGUGCUGCAAUGCACGAGAGAUUUCCAUAUCUGACACAUCAUGUGGAAGUUCCAAUAUUGGGAAAUGUAUCUAGAGCCACAGUUGUUUAUUGCUUCCUCGCAAUUGGAUCGAGUAUCUACUAUUUCAUGUCGCAUUGGAAUUUCAAACUAUUCAUAAAAAACGGCUUUCUUCAUAUGUUGGUAGUGUAUAGUUCCUUAUCGUUGGUGAAUUCGCUUGGAGUAUUGGAUGUCCAUAAAGAAAUAUUGGAGUUUCGAGAGAAAUUAAUAACAUGUGCAGGAGCUGAUGCCGAAACUUCGUCGAAAAUCGAGAGGAAUAUCAGGUUCUGGAGGUACCUGAGAAUAGCCGCCGCUUUAAUCUGCCAAAUCGUUGCGUUCACCUGCGUUCCCGUUAGCGGCGAUUUCAGGGAAAUUUACAAUUUGUUGUAUUUAUUCGAUAAUUGGGAGCAAUAUACCAAAUUUGCAGCAACACUGAGGUUUUUGACGAUUUUCGCAAAAAUGUUCCUUGCCCACAUAAUAUAUAUACCAAAUUUUGCAUGUAACGUUGUAUUCGGGGAUAUGAUUUAUGGAAUUAUGAUCAUAAGAAAAAAACUGCAAUUGAUGGACGCUGAUUAUUCACUAAGGAACACUCGAACCAAGAAGGAAGAUUAUCAAAAAAAGGUAGAAUUGACACUGAAGAUGUGUGCUCGACAGCAUAGUACUGUUUUAGAGUAUGCCUCUCUGACAAGAAAACAUAUGAAACUUUCCAUUUUUGGUGCAUAUAAUAUCGGAGUUAUAUUUGCAGCAUUGUUCUAUUUCUGUGUAACUAUGGAAAAUAGUUUCAAGGCUAUAAUCAAAGCUUCUCUGAUAAUCGUCGUCCUUAUAUUCUUCAUAUACACCUUCUGUUACCUCGGGCAAACAUUAGCAAAUGAGUGCGACUUGUUGCAUCUACAGCUCGUAAAUUGUCAUUGGGUUCAUUGGAAUAUACAGAAUAAAAAACUAUAUCUUAUUAUAUUGAUCAACUGUCGAGAACCCAUUAUCUUCCGAUCCAUGGCAUUAGAAGUAUCCUACACAUUACUAUCCAGGUUUCUGAAGGACACAAUCUCAAUUCUGACAGUGAUAAACAAAAUAACCUCCGAAUGAGAAUGUGAGGCAAUAUGAGGUAAUGUUUAUUGGAUUCUAGUUUCUAUGAUCACCACUGGACGUAACUUAUCCAGCAGUUCGUAAAGGGGCGCACCAACAAAUUUUAUUUCUUGCAAUUAUCAUAGUUUGAAAAUUUACUCGAUUUCUAUUAAUUGUUGAUGUUUAUUCUGUGAAUGACUCGCAUUAAACUGAAUAAUAAGAAGAACAAAAAUUUUCAUUGUACUCACCUCAUUUUAUAAAGUUUUAAAUUUAUUAUCAUAGACAGAUAACACUGGCUGAUCUCAAUAUCAACCAAUGUUAUCAUCCGAAUCGAACUUGCUCGAUAUCUAUAUUUUUUAUCUGAGACGAAUCGAAAGAAAUGUUGGAAUUUUUUUUAUUUCUUUCGAACUCCUGAAACUACUGUUAACAUGUAUGAAUAAGUCGAAGACUCAGCCUAUAUUGUAUGUUUAGGCAUAAGGCCAGAAUAAUAUCAGUAUGUCUUCGACCAAUCACUCAAAAUGAAAACGCUGAACCCAAUUGUUUUUAAAUUACCGUCAUCUUCUGGCAAUCUAAUUAAGCGUUUUCCCUCAACCUGUUAGGUUGGCCAUUCACAGUGGAGCCCUAUAUGGGGAGCUCUAUAGCUAGAAUCUCUAUGGGGAAGUUUUACUAUUUCUUUACAUAUGCACUUUAGGUCAAAUUCACUGUUCAGUUGCAUACAAAAUAAUCUCUGCCGUUUUCUUACCAAAAUUUGGUAGAUAAUUCUCCAGAGAAUUCUCUGCUGUUACAAACGGCCUUGAAGAAUUUACUCUAGAAUUAAUGCGCCGUGAAUUCUUUACAGUUACAUACGCACUUUCGGUAAAAUUCUCUGUUCAGUUGCAUACAAAAUAAUCUCUGCCGUUUUCUUACCAAAAUUUGGUAGAGAAUUCUCGGCUGUAACAAACGGGCUCAACAGAUAUCUCAGAACAAGAUUAACUGAACACAAGAGAGAUUGUGUUAAGUUUAUACCAUGGGACUUUCCCAUGGUGAAAAACUAAACACUACCAGAAUGUGGAGUUUUGGUAGAACACUUGAACGAUCAGUAAAAGUUGCGAAUAUUACAACAGUUUCCACUAUCGUCGAAAAGAUGGCAGCACUUUACGAAUGUCUUUAUUCAAUUUCAGUAAGUUUCGAAUUGUAGCCACUGGCGUGACUUUUCGAGGAAUUUUUUCAUGUGAAAAUUCAUUGAAAAAAUCAUUUCACCUCGGGAAGUGAAUAACAUGAAUGAACAUUUGUUCUUCAAUGAAAACAUUUUCUCAUUUUUUUUCCGUUUGACGAAUGAAAAUAUGUCUGGCUUUCCUAUAUGACGAACUGAUUGAGUUGAAUUAUGAUGAAAACCCCAUAUACAUUAGUGGUUUCUGAAGUAAGAUAUAUCUUUUCGCCUUUUGAACUGACUACUGAAACUGUGUAGACCCCUCUUAAUAAUCCCACUAGAGUUAAAAACAAUAACAUGCUUUUAAUAAAUUGCACUUUGAAGGUGUGACUAUAUAACACUCACACCAACAUAAGGAAAAAAACAUUUUGUGAAAUGCUGGAAAUAAAAAAGACAGCAAUUCAAUCAAUAGGAGAAGUGAUAUCGAAAACUUAAACAUUACCAAUUUCGAUACAAAGAAUACGAAAUUAAGCAUCCAUCAAAUAAGUCGUUUUUGUGGGUUUACAUAUUAUUUCGUUUUUUUUUCUUGAUACCAGAUAUUAACGCAGAAUGUUAAUCGUCUAGUAAAUUU
Messenger RNA from Coccinella septempunctata (seven-spotted ladybird), 2948 nucleotides. RefSeq lists its product as uncharacterized. Gene Ontology annotation, cellular component: plasma membrane. Gene Ontology annotation, molecular function: olfactory receptor activity; odorant binding. NCBI's taxonomy places the organism in Eukaryota, Metazoa, Arthropoda, Insecta, Coleoptera, Coccinellidae. The record is from RefSeq and is a predicted model, not a curated record. Gene Ontology annotation, biological process: detection of chemical stimulus involved in sensory perception of smell; sensory perception of smell. The coding region runs from base 100 to 1209 and encodes 369 amino acids. The transcript has 6 exons.